Hyaloscypha bicolor E is the source of this 2019-nucleotide messenger RNA. Its product is annotated as putative Tripeptidyl-peptidase sed1. The transcript has 7 exons. The record is from RefSeq and is a predicted model, not a curated record. Gene Ontology annotation, biological process: proteolysis. Bases 1 to 2019 code for a protein of 672 amino acids. Gene Ontology annotation, molecular function: serine-type endopeptidase activity; tripeptidyl-peptidase activity. NCBI's taxonomy places the organism in Eukaryota, Fungi, Ascomycota, Leotiomycetes, Helotiales, Hyaloscyphaceae.
AUGUUGCUCCAUUCUCUUGUGGCAGCAUUAGCCGGUGGACUCGUGCUUCAGACCGUUGCCAGCCCUAUCACCUACGAGGUUGCUGGGGUUCAGCGAAAGUGUGAAGUUCCUGUAACACACGCCCUUCACGAGCGUCACUUGCCUCACUGGGAGGGACAAUGGCAAAAGAGAAGCAAAGUUCCAGACCACCAAGUUUUGCCCAUGCGCAUUGGUCUGAAGCAGUGCAACCUCGAGGCUGGCCAUGACAAACUCAUGGAGAUCUCGACUCCUGGAUCUGAGAACUACGGAAAGCAUAUGACUCCGGAAGAGAUUGUUGAUUUCUUCGCCCCUGAACAGUCGACAACCGACAUCGUCCUCGAAUGGCUUGCCGAAUCUGGAAUCAGCGCGGAUCGCGUCGCAGUCUCUGCCAACAAACAGUGGAUCCAAUUCGAUGCAGCAACCUCCGAGGUCGAAGACCUCCUCAUCGCCGAGUUCUACGUUUGGGAGCACGCCUCAGGAUCUCAUGACAUUUCGACUGAAGCCUAUCACGUGCCCUCCCACAUUCAAGAGCACAUUGACUACAUUACUCCUGGUACCAGACUCCGGCAAAGAAACAUCAAGGCUACGCGCCACGCCAAGCGUGAAGACUCGAAAGUGAUUGCGAAACCACUCAUCACCAAGCUUCCUGGAUUCCCGCACCCAAACUCCAGCGUCUGUGACAUCUAUGUUACCGCUGAUUGCACGCGAGUUCAAUAUGACAUUCCAGACGCCACCACGGCUGCACCUGGCAACAAGCUCGGCAUCUUUGAGUCUCUUGAUGUUCACUACAGCAGAAAGGAUCUUGAUAUCUACUUCAGCACUCUUUACCCUCAUAUACCCAAUGGAACUUAUCCCGAGGAGGAUCUAAUCGACGGUGCUAUUGGAGCGAUCGAAGACACAACGGAGUUUGUUCCCAUCGAUCUCGAAGCUCCCUUGGACUUCGACUCUGCGUGGCCACUGAUCUACCCCCAGGGACUUGUUCUUUACCAAGAAGAUGACGAGUACUAUGAGUCAACUGGCAACUUCACGGGUUUCUGGAACACUUUCCUCGAUGCCAUCGACGGUAGCUACUGCACCUACAGCGCCUUCGGCGAGACAGGCGAUUGCACGGAUCCAGCAUGCGUUGAUCCAGCCUACCCCGAUCCAAACCCUGGUGGAUAUAAAGGUGCGCUCCAGUGCGGUGUCUACAAGCCAACCAACGUGAUCUCGAUCUCAUACGGCGCCGACGAGUCCGGCCUUCCAGACUUCUACAUCAAGCGCCAGUGCAACGAAUGGAUGAAGCUCGCUCUGCAAGGAACGACCAUUGUUAUGUCUUCUGGCGAUUCCGGUGUUGGCCCAGAUACCUGCUGGGGUGAAGAUGGCAAGAUCUUUGACCCAGAUUUCGCCAGCACUUGCCCGUACGUGCUCUCAGUUGGUAGUACAGAAUGGGACCGCUUCGACGCCUCGGUUCCCCCUACCCCAGGCGAGAAACUGAACGAGAUUGCUACUCGAAGAUUCCCUAGCGGCGGUGGCUUCUCCAAUGUCUUUGGAAUCCCAGAUUACCAGCGCGAUGCUGUUUCUGCCUACUUUGACCAGGUGGAGAAGACUCUUGGUUUCAGUGGAUAUCACCAUUUCGUUGAGAAUGGUAACUUCAGCAGCGUUACAGGCGGUGUUUACCAUCACGGUGGGCGUGCAUACCCGGAUGUCGGUGCUGUUGGUGAUCGCCAGGUUGUUUACUCCAAUGGAUCGUGGUGGUUGGUGGGCGGAACAUCCCUCGCUUCGCCUGUUUGGGGCGCGGUCUUGACUCUUGUCAACGAAGCGCGUAUUGAGGCUGGUAAAGGCCCUGUUGGGUUCAUUCAUCCGAUUCUGUAUCAACACCCAGAGGCAUUCACCGAUAUCACUGUUGGUAGUAACCCUGGAUGCGGCUCGCCUGGUUUCCCAGCGGCUCCUGGAUGGGAUCCCGUUACUGGCCUUGGCUCUCCAAAUUUCCCUGUUUUGCUAAAGGUUCUGAUGGCAGUCUAG